Rosa rugosa (rugosa rose) is the source of this 2540-nucleotide messenger RNA. RefSeq lists its product as uncharacterized. The record is from RefSeq and is a predicted model, not a curated record. The coding region runs from base 1022 to 2290 and encodes 422 amino acids. Lineage: Eukaryota; Viridiplantae; Streptophyta; Magnoliopsida; Rosales; Rosaceae. The transcript has 9 exons.
GUUUCUAACUUAAACAGAAAAUAUAUUGCUGUCCUUAGAAGCCACAACCGUCAAGCUGAUGACCAUCAAAUUCAACGUAUCCAUUUUGACAACUUCCAUACAUGGCUUGGCGAUCAUGUAUGUUAAAAGUUUUCUUAAAUACUUAUGAGUUCAGACUUGCAUUCUUAUUUUUAUUUAUUAAAUAGUAUUGUUCGUGAAACAGGUCAAAAACUUGGAAAACAUAAGUGCUACAGCUGUGCCUUUAGAAAUCAGUGUUUUAGCAAAAGGACCUAGUGAUCAAGCAGUGAAGUUUAAUUCAUAUAAAGUGAACGGAUACAACUUUCGUGUUAAAAAGCUUGAUGAUAAAAAGGAAACACAGAAUAGUGGUGUAACUUUGAAGGCAGAUACCAUGAGUGUUGCUAGUCGGAAUGACAAGCAUCCUUCUGUUGAUCCUUUGGCUUACUAUGGGCAAUUGAUUGAUAUUGUCAAAAUCAAUUACUCAGAAGAAUUAAAAUUUGACUUGUUUAAGUGUGAUUGGAUUGAUACUGCAUCAGGGACAAAACAAGACUGUUUUGAGUACACUUUGGUCAACUUUAAGCAUUUGUUGUACAAACAUGAUCGAGUGGGUAAUGAACCUUUCAUUUUGGCAUCCCAAGCACAUCAAGUUUAUUAUGUUCCUGAUCCAUUGGAGAAAGAUUGGUUAAGUGUUAUCAUAUCCCCUGCAAUAGAGUUAUGUGAUGCUGAUAGUUACCCUGAAGCUGACCCCUAUAUGUUGCUGGAAGUUGAUGAGAAUUCAGCAGCUUUGGAUGAUACAGAAAUGAUCGAAUGAGAUCAUUUCUUUUUUCUUUGCUUUUGUGUAAAUGAAUGGAAAACAAUUUGCCACUUUUGAUGUAAUAUAAUAUCCACUAAUUAAUAUUAACAUGGUCUAUUUAUACAUCUUUUGUGCAUUAUCAGACUGAUAGGUGCUAGUUUAUGUUCUAUAGCUAGUUUAUAUUACUUUUAUGUUUAUGGUUUGUUUCAUGUCUAAGUACAGGUUAUUACCAUGAAGAGAACAAGACAAGCCGGUCGACCUCGUACCAUGGCUCAACUGUUGGAAGUAACUUCAUCACGUUCUGGAAGCACAGGUCGCAGCGCAAACGAAUCAGCACAGCUGCCUCUUCCAGUACCAGCAGUAGUAGAAGAGCAAGCCAAUACGCCAACAAGUAAAGUCGCACGAGGACAUAGUAAAGGCAUUCCGGAAUGGAAUACAGGUGUUAAAGUACAUGUUCAAUUUAAUGGAAUCAAUUUCCAGCCGGUGGGGGAAAGGGCAGGUCAGCUUAAGUCACAAUUGGGUCAAAUAGUACGAAAUGGCCAUAGGGUACCGCUAAAUAUUCUUGACUGGAAGAAAGUUGGUAAUGAUGUGAAGGAAGAAAUUUGGGAAGAGGUUAAGAAAAACUUGGUGGAAGUCCCAGAAGGUUAUAAAUCAGUAUGCUUGAAAAAUUGUAAUUUGCUUUGGAAGGACCAUAAGAGCAAAACAAAAUCAUUUCACUAUGUGCCCAACAAGGACGAUCCUGAACUUGGUUCUAAAAAUCCUCCUCAUAUUGUUGCAGAGCAAUGGUCUGAGCUUGUUGCAUAUUGGAGUAGUGAGGAUGCAAAGAUGAUAGCAGAAAAAAAUUCAAUUAAUCGGGAGCUGCGUGGCCCAUGUCACAAGACCGGUCGAAAACAUUUUUCCCAAGUGCAAUAUGAGAUGGAAAAAGCUGGAGAACCAGUUGAUAAGUUUAGUGUUUGGAAGAAAACACGUGACUUAAAUGAUCACCUUGUGCAAGAGUUCAUUAAAUCAUAUGAAAAGAAACUUAGAAAGGAGUCGGAGGAGGAUCAAAACUUGACAAGUGUUAAAGACCGAAUUUUCCACUCUUUGAUGGGAGAUGAUGGUCAUGGGUAUUGUCGUACUUUUGGAGCUGGUGUACCUCGUAGUCUAGUAUAUCCAAAGGAGUCAAAUAUAUCUCAAAGCACAAAUGAUCUCGUACAAAGAAUCACUGAACAAGUGCGUCAAGAGUUUCAAGUGCAGCUUCAGCAACUGCAUGCUCGAAUUGAUUUUCUGCAGAAUAAGGACACUAGUACAGAGUCUCCUAGACAGAUUGCUGAUGCAACUAGUGGGCAUGAAAUUUUGAGGGAGUCUAUAGGAGAUGAAGUAACUCCAAAUGCAAAUCAUGAACAGCCCUCAUUGGAGCAGAAUUCUCCAGUAAUAUCCCCUUCACAAAAUGGAUCUCAAAGGACACCAUCACGAAAGAAUAUGUGCAUUUUGUUGUCUAUCUUGCUUACUGGACAUUAAGGUUCUCAUGGCAAAAAGAGCAAAGCAAAUGAAAGCAAGUGCAAAGCUCACAAAAUGACAAAGUAAAAUGGUGCACUUGUGAUUGUUGUUUUAUUUCAAGUGUGGUUAUAAUUUUCAAUACUUGAAAAUGAAAACACAUUUAUUUUCAUUUUAGUGUUUGUAUUUGAAUAUGGUAUGAUGACUCAAUAGAUAUGUUUAACUAUAUUUUUCAUGAAUUAAUGUUAAUUUCUGAAGAUAUUUAAUUGCUUAA